CUAUUGUCACAGUAGUAUUCCGUGAGUGUUUUUAAAUGGCUGACGUACGAAAGUCUUCCGUGUAAUAGUUUGAUCGUGAAAUACACCUUGUCAAAAAUACGUUACAAAACUCGUCGAAACAUAUAGAACCAUACUGCAGAAUAUUAUCAAAUGGUUCCUAAUCGCGUCAUCAUUUAAUAUUAAUAAAGAACGUGGAUUUUAGAAGAAACAUCUGCAACAUGAUUUCCUCCAGUCAUCGCACGUGUUCCUUGCCAAUGUAUGCCAUUAUUGGCCUAACGGCCAUCAUUUAUGCCACAACCGUCGGAGCAGAACUUCGACAAGUGAACGUGAUAUUUAGGCAUGGGGAUAGGACACCGGACACAGGUACAAAUGAAAUGUAUCCAAACGAUCCAUACCUCAAUUCUGCUUUCUAUCCAUUGGGUCGUGGUCAAUUAAGCAACGAAGGUAAAAGACGAGAAUAUCAACUCGGAAAAGUUCUUCGGGAGAGGUACCGAAGAUUUUUAGGGGAUAUUUACACGCCGGAGUCCGUUUGGGGCAUCAGCUCGGACUACGAUAGAACGAAAAUGUCUUUGCAACUUGUUCUGGCUGCGCUGUUCCCCCCAAACAAAGAACAGAAAUGGAAUCCCCAAUUGAAUUGGCAACCGAUCCCCACGCGGUACUUGCGACGGCCCGAAGACAACAUUUUUCUUGCAGACGAGUGUCCUCAGUAUCUGGCCGAAUACGAUAGAGUUUUACAAUCGCCGGCUGGAAGAAACGCGUUAGCAAAAUACAACGGUCUCAUGCGACAGUUAACAGAGUGGACCGGAAAGAACAUAACUACGCCAUUGAACAUGUACUAUCUCUAUCAUACACUAAUGGCUGAACGUUCUCUCGGUCUCGCUUUGCCAAAAUGGACGGAGGGCAUAUUUCCUUAUGGCAGAUUGUGGAACGCAACUGUAUUCGCCUACGACAUUGCCAAUUCCACGCCCUUGCUGAGAAGGCUCUACUCAGGACCCUAUCUUCGACUGGUCACGAAGACUAUGCUAGACUACAUAACCGGAACGUUAAACGAUCCACGAAAGAUAUACCUAUACAGUGGCCACGAAACCAACAUCGCCGCCGUCUUGCAUGGUCUUCAGGUCUAUCGUCCUCAUGUCCCUGAAUACUCUAGUGCUGUGAUAUUGGAACUCCACCAAACGAACGACAACUACUAUGUCAAACUCGCUCACUAUUUGGGCAUCCCGUCGAAAAUAGAGGAACUCACACUGCCCGGUUGCGACGCCAUGUGUCCACUGGACAAGUAUUUGCAAUUAACCGAGGAAGUCAUGCCGUCUAAGGAGGAAUUGAUUUGCGACAAGAGGGACACGGAAGAUUACGCCAAUGUGAAAUCUGACGAGGAAGUAGAUUGGGCGAAGUAUAACUUGAUAAGGACAGCGAGAGCCUUUAACAUUCAAUAAUAAAAUUGAACUAACUGAAUAAAUGUCUAGCAGUGACAGUCGAACCAAAGAAGUCCUUCAUACGUUGACCAUCACGUCACUUAUAUACAGGAUGUCCCAAAAAUGUUGAAGGUCCUUGAAAGGACUGAUUCGGGAGGUGAUUUGAAACAACUUUUUCCUUUGCGGAAAUGUUGUCCGAGGCCUCGUUAAGGAGAUAUUAAGAGAAAACCCUGGACCAAUCAGAGCGCGAGGAUGGUAGUGGAGCGCCCGCGAUAGGUGUAAGCUACGCGCUAGGCGUAAGCUACGCGCUAGGCGACCGCCUUCCACUGGCAUCCUCGCGCUCUGAUUGGUCCGGGGUUUUCUCUUAAUAUCUCCACAACGAAGCUUCAUACAACAUUUUCGCUAAGGAAAAAGUUGUUCCAAAUCACCUCCCGAACCACCCCGUUCAAAAACCUCCAACAUUUUUGGGACACCCUGUAUAGGUGACAGACAUUAGAAUUCAACACAAUUUAUUUUGAAGAUGAGGUGUUGAAAUAAAUAAAUCUGGAUAAGAUCCGUGAAUUUUGAUAACGUCUCAAUAAUAAGUACUAUGACAAAUUUUGAUUAUAUAAAUUUCAAUUAUCUCAAAAUUAAAUGUUAGUUUCAUACAAAUAUUCCUGAAAGUUAAUGUGAUAGCCAACGUGUUAAUUUAAAUCAAUAUUCCUGAUUGCAUGUUAAUAGUGUUACAGAGUAUUAGACGUGAGGAAUGGCGUUCGUGUUUCAGUAUUUAUUCAUCAAAUCUUAUGUAUAGAGACGUACGUGAAUUAAUUUUCCUACGUAAAAUGACACGCUUCGACGUAACACGAUUAUUUAUAUUUCUUCAUUGUCUCUUUAAUGGAGAAAUGGAAAUGUGCAUUUAUGUAAUUAUGCAUGUAAUUAUGUAUAAUUGUAAUAUUUAGAAUUUAAAUUGUUAAGGACGCGUAAAAUAAUGAUUGUUUUGUACUUACUGGCCCGCAGUACUUAACGUGUUGUUGAUUCAAUCGUUUAUUUAUUUUCUAACCACAAACAGUGACUAACAUAUUCUUAAUCGAAGAACUCAAAGCUACCUCUACUUUAAAACUAUGUAUACCUACUAUUUGUAUAUGUGAAAUAAAUUUAUAUAAAUUAAUUACAA
This is a messenger RNA of Hylaeus volcanicus, 2568 nucleotides long. RefSeq names its product venom acid phosphatase Acph-1-like (gene Acph-1). Gene Ontology annotation, biological process: dephosphorylation. Gene Ontology annotation, molecular function: phosphatase activity. The record is from RefSeq and is a predicted model, not a curated record. Bases 219 to 1436 code for a protein of 405 amino acids. NCBI's taxonomy places the organism in Eukaryota, Metazoa, Arthropoda, Insecta, Hymenoptera, Colletidae. The transcript has 7 exons.